Messenger RNA from Pecten maximus, 1087 nucleotides. Its product is annotated as regucalcin-like. The coding region runs from base 388 to 987 and encodes 199 amino acids. Gene Ontology annotation, molecular function: gluconolactonase activity; calcium ion binding. Gene Ontology annotation, biological process: L-ascorbic acid biosynthetic process. Lineage: Eukaryota; Metazoa; Mollusca; Bivalvia; Pectinida; Pectinidae. The record is from RefSeq and is a predicted model, not a curated record. The transcript is spliced from 3 exons.
AGUUAAGCAGUUCUGCCUGUGACUAGGAAUUAAUGUAUAGAAAUAUAGACGGAGAGUUUAUAAACAGAUAAUGUGUUACUCGAGAGAUUUGUAAAAAAAAAAAGAGAAUUAUAGAUAAAACAUGUCUCUUAACUUUAUCUCUCACAUGUGGUUGGAAGAUGGUUUCCAUGCCAGUUUCAAAAUUAUAUCAGCAAAGAUAAAGUAGACAAUAUGUUUAUCGAGUAAAAUGAUAUAAGCGGCGUCUUGCAACAGCGCGUUUUACGUACACAAGUAGUAAUAUACGUUAACUCCAUGCGGGAUAAACACUGAUAAAAACUGUAAAAGGGGUCGGUAUGUAGGCUGUAUUUGUAUAGUAUUUUACCAGUUUGAACAACAGGUAAGUGUUGUAUGUUUUCAGGAAUGUCGGUGUCUGUAGCGAUUCCGAACGCAACCCGCCAGCUUGGGGAGGGGCCCCACUGGGAAGACAUCACAGGGACACUGAUGUUUGUGGACAGUUUGGAGCAGCAGGUGUUCAAGUGGAACGCAGUCAAUAAAGAAGUAUCUUCCGUAAAGCUGGAUGGGCCUGUGGGGUCAGUUGUACCGUGUCUGAAUGGAGGCUACCUGGUAGGGCUGGGCCGAACCAUUUCACACUUGGAUUGGGAGACUGGAGUCACCAAAAAACUGCAUGAAGUUAAUCCAAAAGGCUUUAACGACCGAUUCAACGACGGCAAAUGCGACCCUGCUGGGCGGUUCUGGACAGGAACUAUGGGUGGCCAGAUCGACGAAACGCCUCUCUUCGAGCCGAACGUUGGUAGUCUUUACAGCCUUGACAUCAAUGGGAAAUUGGUCACGCAUCUUAACAAUAUCACAAUAUCCAACGGAUUGGCUUGGUCCUCUGAUAACCGAGUAAUGUUCUAUACUGACACAGGUACCAGGAAGGUGGAGGCAUUCACGUAUGACGUCACUUCCGGCGAAAUUAGUAUGUAUCGAGUCCACAUGUACACCUGACCUAGAUUAUAUUUUACUAACAUAUAUUAAUACAGAAGAAUGUACAUAAUUUUGUUGAUUUCAAUAUCAUAAUUAUACAUAAUUACAAAUGUACAUUCAA